AUGAAUUGCUCUGUUUGUGGAUUAAAUUUUGAAAGGAAAGAUAAAGGAUGUUAGUAAAUGGAAUGUUAACAAUGUAAAUAGAAAUAUCAUCGAUUCUGUUAUGGAUACAAUAAUAUGGAUGGAAUAUGUGAUCCUUGUUAAGAUAUAGCAAAGAAACCAUUAUGUUGUAUCUGUGGAUAGAAAGGUUUAUUGAAAAGACUAUCAGAUUAGAGUGGUGUAUAUGUGCAUAUCUCAUGUGCAAUAUUUGCAUCUCAUAUCUAAGUAAUAAACUAUCAUACAAUGACAUUCGCAACUAAAAGUUAAAUAGAUAAAAAAACAAAGGAAAAAUGUUCAAAUUGUGGGAAAAGUGGAGCUAACAUUUAAUGUUUAGAUUGUUAGGCUUAUGCUCAUCCUCAUUGUAUAUUUGUAGAAUAAGUGGAAAAAGCUUAAGAAGAUAUUGAAACAGAAUAAUGGAUAUUCCAUUUGAAGUUUUAAGCUAAUAAUUAAGAUCCAAAUCAAUUAGAUGUAGAAUCAGGAGAAAUUAAAUCAGAAUUAAAAGAAAUUCAAGAUGCUUUUAACAAUGCUCUUGAUAAAUUUUAAGACAAAUCAAAAAAAAGAGCAAAUCAAACAUAAUAAUACAAGGAACAUGUUAAAAUUACUUUAGAUACUAUCUUUGAUAAUUUUUAAUUACCAUAAUGUAAUCAAUAAUGGUCAUCUUAAAAUAAGAUUGAGAGUUAUUGUUAAGUCCAUAUGGAAAGUCAUCGUCUAUUUUGUAUAUGUCGUAAAUCUUUAAACAAUAAAUAAAUGGUAUAAUGUGAUCAUUGCUAUGAAUGGUAUCAUUUUGGAUGUAUUAAACGUAAAAAUGUUAAAGAUGAUUCUUAUAUCUGUGAAGCAUGUAAAGGUUGGAGUGCUAAAAGAACUAAAAUUGAUUUAGAUGAUCCUAAACUAUUAAAUUUUGAAGAUUUAGUUGUUCCUAAAAGUGUUUAUAUCUUACAUCUUAUAGAUUUAUUACCUCUCUUAUUAUACAUUGAAGCUAUUAUGAAAAGAUUACCAUCUAUUCCUUUAGAUGAAAAUGAUUACAGAAAUAUUAAAUUCUAUAAACUUUUCUUAGCAUCAUUACCUAUUAAACCAUCAACUGUUAUUUAAUUAGAUAAGAUCUUAUUAAAAGAAAAACUAUAAGAAGAAUUAAAAUAAAAAAUGCAAUCUAUCAUACCUACUCAAUUAGAAUUAAGUGAAUCAUUUGCAGAAGAAUUAGUUAAAUCAUUUAAAUUUAAGGGUUAUUAUUUUGAAUUAGGUGAUAACAAACUUAUUAAAUCAUUUGUCUUAUCUAGAAAAGAUAUUAAAGUUUCUAUUUAAAAAGGAAUCUAGGAAGGAUAUCUUAUGGAAGACACUUUUAAAAUUCUUAAUGAAAAUGUCACUGAUAUUCAAAAAAUAUUUAAAUCUCCUAAUGACAAUUUAGUAUAACUUAUUAAUAGAUAUAAAAUUGCUUAAUAAAUUAAAAUUAAUUUAAGAUCUUUAUUUGAAGUAGAAAGAAUGUAAAUUGAAUAUCCAGUCAUUGAUAAUUAACUUGAUCUAACUGUUUACAAAUAAAUGAUUCUUAUUAAAAAUUAAAAAAAUAAGCCAAAUAAAUUAAAACUAUUAGAGUUAAAGAGAAUGGCCAAUCAUAAUAAUGUUACAUUAGGAUGUCUCAAAAUUAUUGAUUAAUUAUUAGAUGAACUUAACACUUUAGAAUAAGAAAAUAUUUAGAAUUCUUUUAAGAAAAUUAUUGAGUUUCCAAUUAAUAGUGAAAUUCUUAUUAAUCAAUUAUAAAUAUAUUUUGAAUAAGAAUUUAUUGAUGAAUUUAAAGUAGAAUUAGAAUUGAAAAUUGAGAGUUCUUGUAGAUUAACUGAAAAAGAAUAUAAUGGAGUAUAUACAUAUGAAAACAUUUAAAAGGCUGCUAAAGAUUCAAUUGUAAUUAGGAGUGUAUAUAAUUAACUAUAAGAAAUUCAUUAAAAAUGUUAAACUUAAAAAAAAAUAAAUAUUUAAUUUUGUCAUGAAAUAUUAGAUUUGAUGUCAAAGUGUUAAUUAACUUCAACAUAUAUUGAAACUCAAAAGAUAAAAUUUAUAAAAUUUAGAGAACUCUAUAAAAAGUUGAAUGAAUCAAUAACAUUAGAAUAAUUGGAAGAAAUCGAGCAUGAAUGUUUUUAACUUGGAUUUGAUAUGGAUGUUGAACAAAGAAGAUAAUAAUUAUUAUAAGCAUAAGAAAUCAUGUAAAAUAUUCAACCAAAUUUAUGUGAUAGUUUAGAGGAAUUUAAAAAAUUAAAGUCACUUGAAUUAGACACUUAUAUAAAGUAAAUAGAGUAAUAAAUUGAUUUUGUAAAGUAAUUAUAUUAUUUGGUGUACAAUUCUUAUGAUUCAUUACCUAAAAUGAUUGAGAGAGUAAAAGAUAUAUCAGAUUUAGAUUUUAAUAAUGAAUUGCUUUACAAAGUUACGAUUCCAGAAAUGGUUUAUGAUGAAAUGAAAUAAGUAGUAAUGAAUUUUAGAUAAAUUAAAUGGAGAUGUGAAUGUUAAUAAAUUUUAGAUUAAUCAAAUUAAAUGAUUAUGUAGGGAUGUAAUAAAAAGUAUAAUAUCAGCUAAAUAAUUCAUUUAUUGAAUGCAGAUGCCUAGAUAUAAGAUCCAUUUUAUUAGUAGUAACUUUUAAAGAUAAAAAAAGAAUAUGAGAGUUGGAUAAUCAAUCUAUAAUAAUUUGAGAAUUAAUUGGCUGGUUAAGUAGCUCCUCAUUUUAAUUAGCUUAUAAAAUUGAUAAAUAAGAAUCAAUAUUAAGAUAAUAAUCUACAAAGUAAAUUAUGGUAAUAUUAUAUUUAAAUGCUUUGGAUGCAAAAAGCUGAAGAAUUCAUAUAAGCCAAAGCUAAUCCUUAAGCAUAUAAGACUUUAAUAUUAUGUGCCACAUCUGCUAACAUAGAUUCUAACAAUGUUUUAUUGCUAAAAUUAAAGGAACAUCUUUUUAUAAUGGAUGAUUUAAAUAGAAAAUUAAAAGAAUAUUAAGAAUAGAGAUUCCUAUGGGUAAAGAGUAGAGAAUAGAUCAAUAACUUAUAGUCUUAUAAAUCCUACUAUAAGUAUUUGGAGAAUAAACCGGAUGCAGAGUAGAUCAAUUAAAUUUACAUUUAAGCAAAAGAGUAUCCUAUAUUCAAAGUAAAAGAUUUAGCUGAAGAUUUACAAGAAGUAAGAUAAGUAUUAUAAUAAUAUAAUGAUUUGGUUUAAAAACAACCAGAUAAUAGUUUAUAUAUACAAUAAUUAUAAAAGAUAAGAACUUAUUAUUGUUGUUGUUUUUUAAAAGUUAAGAAUUUUUGUGUUUAAUUGAUGUACAAUAUGAUAAAGUAAUAAUCUUUAAAAUGUCUUAAAUAAUUGAAUCCCACAGAGUAGAUUUUGUAAAGACUUGAAGAAAUUAAUCUUUUGAUUGCUUUAGGUGGAGAAGAGUGGUUUUAAAAAUUGAGUCUAACGUAUAGAGGAAAAUAAGAUAGUACAAAUAGUACAGAUUUCAAAUUUAUUGAUUGUGUAAAAAAUUCAUUUUUAUAAUUUAUAGAGUUUAUAAGAUGAUUUUGAAUGGAUUAGAUGGAUGGAAGAGAGUAGUUAAAAUAUAAAUGAUAGUUUUGGUAUUGAAACAAAAAAGUAAUAGAAAGAACAAAAAAUAAAGAAGAAAAAACAAUAAAAUUAAAAAGUAUUAGAAGGUAUCACUGAAGAUAUGAGACAAACUUAAAGACUUGAUCUUUAGGUUUAAUUUAAAAAAAGUUCGAAUUGGAAAUAAGUUACUGAGCAAUAAAUACGUAAUUUGGAAGCUUAAGUUUUUAUGGAAUAAAGUUUUGAUAAAGAAAAGUAUUUAAAAGAAAUUGAAAAGAUUAAAACUGUAAUAAAAUAAAAUAAAUUAUUAGAGUAAAUAUUAAAUUAUAUUAUUUUUAGACUUAAUUAUGAAGAAAUGAAGAAAGCUUAUAAACAAUAUUUAUUACAAAAGAAAUCAAAUAAUUAGUAAACAAAUAAUAAAUAAGCAUUAUAAUUAGAAAGUAUAAAAGUAAUAAAGAAAUAAUAAUAAUAAUAAUAAUAAGCAUAAGUUCCAUAAAUUUUAAGUGCUUAAAAACUAAUAUCUUAGCAUUCAGUUAAAAGUGAACCAGAAGUUGAAAAGAAAGUAAAACCUGAAACUCCUAAAUAACCUACUAUUCAACCAAUUUAAAUUACAAAUGAUGUUUUAUUAUAUAAUCCAGAUGGAUAGGUAGAAACAUCUUCUAAGAGAUUGAAAAAUUAAUUAAUGAGUUUAGGAGAAAUCAAUUUGUAAAUAAAGAAGAAAGUGAAUGAGUCAAGAGAAUCAUUUCUAAUUAAACCAUAACUAUUGACUUAUGAACAUCAUAUGGCAUAACAUUUUCCUAAAACUGAAAAUAUUACUGUUACUUGUGAAACAUUCUCACCUGUUAAAGAUGUAAUGGAGUAUUUUACAUAAAGAAAAACUGGUUAAUUUAGAAUGAUGAUUGGUUGGUUAUAUUCAAAAGAUCUAAAUGUUGCUGGAGAUUUAUUUAAAUUAGCUGAUAAAUUAAAAUAGUCUAAAUAAUGUGUUGGUACUAAAUAAGGUGAUGUUGGAUUCACAUUAAUUUAUUAUGAUUACUUAAAUAAACUUAAACCUACAACUAAAUGGAUUAUAAUGAAAGAAGAAUUAGAGUAAUAUAAUUAUUAUAUUCUAUAGCAAUCAAUUAAUCAUGGAUAGUCUAACUAAAUAUCAUAACUUAGAAAAAUUUAAACCUCAUCUAUGUUUUGUUUAUUAUGUUAAGGAUAUAAAAGAAUGUAACAAUACAAUCUUACCUCAACCUAUUUAAUAUAUCAAUGUUUUGAAACAAAUACAAUUCAAAAGAGUCAUUGAAAAUCAUAAACUGCAAUAGAAGAAAUAGUAACCAUAAUAGAAUCCAAACAAGAAGAAAGAAUUAGAGCCUAUAUCUGAUGAAGAAAAUAACAAUGGAUUCUAACAAAAAUAAGAUGUUCAUUCUAUGCUUAUGGAAAUCCCUGGUAUCCUCAGUUUGUUAAAUUAAUGAUCAAUAAUUCAUAUAUAUAAGCAAAGGGCU
Paramecium sonneborni is the source of this 5060-nucleotide messenger RNA. The record is from the annotation of a GenBank genome assembly. NCBI's taxonomy places the organism in Eukaryota, Ciliophora, Oligohymenophorea, Peniculida, Parameciidae.